Molecule: messenger RNA, 2653 nt
Organism: Staurois parvus
Lineage: Eukaryota; Metazoa; Chordata; Amphibia; Anura; Ranidae
Source: the annotation of a GenBank genome assembly
AUGCCUGAUCUUUAAAUCCAACCGAAUGGAAGCCCUACCUAUGAUCCUCAGGUCAUGGCAUCCCUUUUUGGCUCAUACUAUAAGAAUCUUUAUAACUGUUUGACCCCAGACCUUUACCCGCUCCUCACACAGUUUGUCUUUUGAUAAUUUUUUUGACCCCCUGUCAUUUCCGAGUCUAUCACCUUCAGACAUUGCCACCCUUAACGCUAACAUUACGCCAGAGGAAUUACUUGACACAAUUAAACAUCUUCCCUCUCGUAAAGCCCCGGGACCGGACGGAUUGCCCUACUCCUACUAUAAAUCCUUUAUUGAUAUCCUGGCCCCUCAUCUCCUCUCCUUUUAUCGAGAUCUUUUCAAGGGGGUCACAACCCAGACUGAAUUCUCCCGAGCAUAUAUCUCGGUUAUCCCCAAACCCGAUAAAGAUCACUCUAUUGUAGACAACUACCGCCCCUUUGCCCUACUUAAUUCCGAUUACAAGAUUUUCACUAAAAUCUUGGCCAACCGACUGUCCAGAAUUAUUUCCAAACUCAUACAUAGGGGCCAAGUGGGCUUUGUACCUGCCAGACAUGCUGCAGAUAACACCAGGAGAUAUAUUGAUCUGGUUGACUUGGUUAACCGAUCCUCCACCCCUGCUAUAUUAUUAAGUUUGGAUGCUCAGAAAGCUUUUGAUCGUUUAAGUUGGCCUUACAUGUUCAUGGUCUUGGAAAGAUUUGGUUUCAGGGGUCCAUUUGUAGCAGCCUUGAAGGCCCUUUAUUCUUCCCCCUUUUCGCAGGUCAGAUUAGCCUCUUUUUUUUCACUCCCCUUUCAGAUGUCAAAUGGUACACGUCAGGGUUGCCCACUCUCUCUCCUUUACUGUUCAUUCUUUGUCUGGAACCAUUAGCCAUCGCCAUCACGUCAAAUCUAGAUAUUCGCGGGAUAUGAUCCCAUACCCAUGAGUACAAAUUAUCGCUGUUUGCUGAUGACAUCCUCCUCACACUUACGAGUCCCCAUACCCUCCCUACCGAUUUUACAUAAGACCUUGAAACAAUUUGGGGCCAUAUCUGGCUACAAAGUUAACACGUCUAAAACUGAGGCACUCCCAAUACAUGUCCCACCUGUCGUUUUAUCCUCUCUUCAGGAAGCCUUUCCCUACCGGUGGUGGGCACCCACUCUUUAAAAUAUUUAGGUACUAAUCUUACUUCCUCUUACCAAUCCAUAUACGAGGCCAAUUUCCCCCCAUUAUUUAUAGCAAUUUCUCGUUCUCUGAAACACUGGGAUGCCCUGGCCAUUACUUUUCUCGGACGCAUUAAUGUACUAAAAAUGACCGUGUUACCCAAACUGUUAUACCUGUUUGCGACCCUCCCUGUUCCCGUUCCUAUGUCCAAACUUCACUCCCUCCAGAAAUCUUUCCUGCAUUUUAUUUGGCACAAAAAGCGGCACAGGAUUGCACGUUCUGUUUUGCUUUCUCCCGUUCUAGGGGGGCUUGGGGCACCGGAUAUAAUAACAUACUACUAUGCAACUCACCUUCGUUUUCUCAUGUCAUGGUCUACUCACUAUCCUCCCAACACAUGGGCUGAGAUCGAAUCUUUACAACUGUCUCCAGCUCAUCCAUGCUCCCUCCUUUGGUCGACCUCAGCAGUGGAUGUCUCUUCUUUUCGCCACCUAUUCCUUGGUCCCAUGCACUUUUCUCUGACUGUUUGGCAGAAAUGUACAGCUAAAUUUACACUGGUCUCUGAUUGCUCCCCACUGACAAAUAUCCUCUAUAACCCUAAUCUUCCAGACAAUAUGGCCAUGUCCCGGAUGUCUCUUUGGGUAGUAGCUAACCUUUUUCAAUUGCGUCACUUGGUACACCCGGUCACUCGUAAGUUAAACUCAUUCCCAGAUCUCCAGAAAAAAGCUCUUCUACCUUCUCAACACCUAUAUAUUUACCUUCAAAUCUGCCACUUCUUUUCCACCUUAUCACCCUCAUUAACCCUGGGGAAGCCUACUCCCUUCGAACGUUUAUGCAUGCAGGGUCCCCACCAAAGGGGUAUUAUUUCUAAUACUUAUAAACUUCUUUUGGAUGCCCCCUCCUUAUCCAAUGACACUCACCUUUACAUGUGUAGGUGGUCUCAAUUCGUACAAUGUGAUAUUGACCUAUUAACGUGGAAGAAAAUUUGGGAAAAUGCAUCUAGAUCUUCUGUUUGUGUGGUUUUUAAGGAAAAUAUAUACAAGAUCAUGAUGUUAUGGUACAAAACGCCUGAAGUUCUUCAUGCUUAUAAUGCUUCUCCUGCCUGCUGGUGCUGUGGUGGAGACCUGGGUUCUCUCUAUCAUAUCUUUUGGACAUGCAGCUCCUUUUUGGGAAGAUGUUCUCUCCCUGUUACAAUCACUAAUGCGUACCUCUCUCCCACUUGAUAUACUACAUUUUUUGCUAGGUCUACCAUUUCCGGGUCUACCUAAACCAUCCGGAAAACUUGCUGUUCAUGUUCUGACCGCGGCUAGGAGAAGCAUUCCUAUGUGUUGGUUGUCUUCUACUCCUCCUUCAAUGUCGAUUCUGUACAAACUUAUUGCUGAUGUUAGACAGAUGGAAUACUUGACUGCACUACAUAAUUGUUCGUUUGCUGUGUUUGAGAUGAUUUGGCUCCCAUGGGAUACCUUCAUUUCCUCUAUGCCGGCCCAAAAUGUAAGGUCCUGA